Molecule: messenger RNA, 845 nt
Organism: Ceraceosorus bombacis
Lineage: Eukaryota; Fungi; Basidiomycota; Exobasidiomycetes; Ceraceosorales; Ceraceosoraceae
Source: the annotation of a GenBank genome assembly
AUGGCCUCCCGAGUGCUCCUGCCGCACUUCUUGAGAGCGCGAGCAGCCCCAACCUCCUUGGCGACGCUCAACAUUGCUGCACGAACUCUGCACGCUUCUGCUUCUCGAUCCGCCGAAUCUUCGCACGGACAUGCGGCGGCUGAUGCGGCCGAGGAGGAGCAGUAUCCUGAGGAGGGUGAGUUGAUGGAUGGGGGAAGUAAUGAUCUGCGGGGUCUGGCAAUUGUUCGGAGCGUGUGUUGGCAAGACGCAUACAGGUGGUGUGAAAGGAAGACUUGCUGGACUGAUGUGGAUGCACAGAGCUGAUGCAGUGCUUCACGACUGACUCUCUCCGCGCCUCAUGACCGCCUAUGGCCCCUCUGGCAGGCUUCUCGGCACCAUUCUGGCGCAAUGGGCUGCUGCUGGUGAUCGGAGGAGUGAUUGUCUACCGUUUCAGCGCCGCAGCGAAUCGCUCGCCUCAUGGCGCGACGGGCGAAGAAGAGACAUCGUCAGAUUCCAAUGCGCCCUUGAUCACUCGAUACUUGUCGCACUACAAGCCCAGCUUGGAAUCCAGUCGAAGAACAAGCUUGGAAGAGUUGGACAAGAAGACUAGAAAUGCGGAAGAUAGAUUGCUCUUUCAAGAAGCUGAGAGACCUCCGGUUCAUAGACUUACGUAUCCUGGGUGAGUUUAUGCUUGAUCUCACCCAAGAUGUGCAAUCACAAUCUGCGGCACUUGAGCUGACAAAUGCCGCAUCUUGCACUCGAUGUUUGGCCUCUGUAGCGUAUUCGAUCACAGCUCACCUCACCGCAUCCCUUUGGGUGGAAGUGUGAAUGUUUCCAACGUCAAGGUCAAGACGGAGUACGAAUAA